Messenger RNA from Lodderomyces elongisporus, 1728 nucleotides. RefSeq names its product ammonium permease (gene MEP1). The transcript has a single exon. Gene Ontology annotation, cellular component: plasma membrane. The record is from RefSeq and is a predicted model, not a curated record. Lineage: Eukaryota; Fungi; Ascomycota; Pichiomycetes; Serinales; Debaryomycetaceae. Bases 1 to 1728 code for a protein of 575 amino acids. Gene Ontology annotation, biological process: ammonium transmembrane transport. Gene Ontology annotation, molecular function: ammonium channel activity.
AUGACAGAAGAAGUAAUCAAGCAACUUCUAACACGAAGACAAUUAUUCACUCAAAACUUGGAAUACGACGAAAGUUAUGUUCUUUUAUUCACAAUAGCCUCUGCCAUGAUCUGGAUCAUGGUGCCAGGGCUCGCUUUCCUUUACAGCGGGUUAGCCAGAAGGAAAAGUGCAUUAUCAAUGAUUUGGAUCGUUAUAAUGUCGAGUUUUAUCGGCAUCUUCCAAUGGUAUUUCUGGGGAUACUCUCUCGCGUUUAGCGACAAGAGCACAAACCCAUUCAUUGGAGACUUGCAUUUCUUUGGAUUCAAAAACUUGUUGGGUGCAUCAAGCGACGAUCUGGACUUUCCACAAUUGGCAUUUGCCAUUUUCCAAUUGCAGUUCCUCUUGGUGACAUUGGCCAUCUUGGCAGGUGGAUGUAUUGGAGAAAGAGGCCGUUUCUUACCAGCAAUGGUGUUUCUCUUUUGCUGGGCCACCAUAGUCUAUUGUCCCGUGGUUUAUUGGAUCUGGGGCGGUGGAUGGGCCAUGAACUACAAAUCUGGUGCAUUGGACUAUGCAGGCGGAGGUCCAGUUGAGAUCCUUUCUGGUGUUUCUGCAUUUGUCUACUCGGCAUUUUUGGGAAGAAGAAAUGAAACAUUGAUGAUUAACUAUCGUCCACAUAAUAUCUCAACUGUGUUUUUGGGUACGGCAUUGCUCUAUGUUGGAUGGUUGUUUUUCAAUGGUUUCUCGUGCGCCAAUCCUAGUGUCAAGGUUGCUUAUUCAAUGAUGAACACCCACUUGUGUGGCGCUUUUGGUGCUAUUUCAUGGUGCUUGCUUGAUUUCAGAUUGGAAAACAAAUGGUCCAUGGUAGCUGUUUGUUCUGGAUGCAUUUCCGGUUUAGUGGCAGCUACUCCGAGCUCAGGUAUGAUCCCAUUGUGGGCAAGUGUUAUUUUGGGGGUUGUUGCUGGUAUAGUGUGUAACUUGUCAACCAAGAUCAAGUAUCUUUGCCAUGUCGAUGAUUCCUUGGAUGUCUGGGCAGAGCACGGUGUUGCUGGUGUUAUUGGCUUAUUGUUUAAUGCAUUAUUUGGCUCAGCCACCGUUAUUGGCUACGAUGGAGUGACUACUCAUGAAGGUGGUUGGAUCGAUCACAAUUGGAAACAAUUGUAUAUACAAAUCGCCUAUAUCUUGGCCACUUUUGCCUAUGCUGGAGUUGUUACUGCUAUCUUGUGCUUUGUCAUAAACAAGAUCCCUGGCUUGCACUUGCGUGUUGAUUACAAUGGAGAAGAAAUGGGUGUCGAUGAAGACCAAAUUGGUGAGUUUGCUUAUGAUUACGUUGAAGUGAGGAGAGAUUUCCUUGAUUGGGGAACGCCGCAAGAUCGCGAAAAAGAAUUGGAAAAAAUCCACGCCUAUGUCAAGGAACCAUAUGAUGAACACAAUCUUGGAGUAAGAGGAAGCGAAAACGAAAAUGACAUUAUCAAUAGCAACAACAACAACAACAACAUCAACAACAACAGCAAUAACUUUAAAAACAACAAUAGCAAGAUGCAAGCCCCAGAGAUUAUUAAUGGAAUUGGUGGAUCUUUGGAGAAUGACGAUACUUCGGGCACAAUGAGUGACGAAAAGAUCCAGCCGAGACAUUUAGCAACUGAAGAUCAUCUACAACAUCAAAUACCUAUUCACAGUCAAAAUCCAAGUCGAAGUCAGAGUGUUGCUCGAACAGAGGAUCUCGAGCCGAGACCAUACCUAGCCGAGUAA